AUGUUCGCGACAAACUCCCGUCUUUUACAUUCCGUGAAUUCCAUUAAUGAGUGGCUCUCUGUUCUGGGCCAUGAGAAGGUCAUGGAUGAUAAUAGCUCCACCCACUCAGCCCUUUCAUUGAAGAAACCUUCAUCCGGAGUAAUCCUUAACCUUCCUACCAGCCUCCUACUGUCUGUGGAUGAUGCUCUUAGACGAGACGAUACCAAUGCUCUUCUAGAUCUUCUGCCAACUCUCAAAACUGCUACUGAUGGGAUCGGAGAGGCAGUGUUCACCAGAGUCUUGAUGUCCCUGCAGCAACGGUCGAUCUUCUACCGUUCAAAGGCCUGUCUUGCCUCUCUCCUACAACGAGUCACUUCCCUCGAGGAAGAAGACGACAUUAACAAACGAAAUUGCAUCCAUCGUCUGGUCAUAUCAAUUGGUCGGUCGCAAUCAACAGUUGACCCUGAAUCUUCGGCCACAAUGGUAUUGAACUUUCCUACAGAAACAUCAAAUUAUAUCACACCAGCAACUACACCAACACUAAAGCCCCAGAGGCCAGUUGUCAUGGAAUCAGACCACCCAACUCAUAUUGGGCGCGACAGCCCUGUCGUGAUGUUCUUACAAUAUCUCCUUGACAAUCUACUUCCUCACCAGCGCCCCGCGCUUCUCGCAAGAGACAUAUCAGGAAAGACCCCCUUGCACUUCGCAGCUCAGUACGGGUUUAAAGCCGUCUGUGAUGUGAUAAUCGAGCACCUUCAGGAAUGGGAUAUGUUUGACGUAUCCGAAGGUAUCGAUGGCCCACUUUGGCAGGACGAGGAUGGCAUGGCACCGCUCCAUCUAAGCGUAGUCGGUGGCCAUCCACUAACUACCAAGACGCUCCUGGAUUCAGAAAAUUGGAAAGGCAGUAAUCAGGAUAAGACGGCAAUUCGAAGAAACAUUCUAAAAUCCAGCGCCGUUCUGGCUCUUGCUACAAAGGCGAACUUUGUUGAUAUAGUCCACCUCUUGGUCCAGGCAGGUGUGAAUAUCAACUAUCAAGAUGAACAAGGUGAAACAGCCCUUCAUUCAGCCGCGCGAUUUGGCCACGAUCAGUGUGCUGCUGCUCUCCUCAAGGGAUCGGAUGAGCAAAAAGCCAAUAUUGAGCUAGCGGAGAAUACCUACGCUUGGACUCCAUUGUUCAUUGCCUCUGUGGAUGGCAACAUCAAUAUCGUCAAACUCCUCAUUGAAGCAGGGGCAAACCUAGAGACCACUGACUCCUCUGGAUGGACUGCCAAGGAACACGCAACACUCAGAGGCCAUAUCGAUAUCGCCCGCCUUUUGGAUGAAGCCAUGGCUACUUCGGACGGCAGCGUUGAGUCAGAUGCCGCAUCGCAAUCUGUGGUAUCCUCAUCUCCUCCAUCUCAGUCUUCAUUGAAUGAUCGAAACUCGAAAGACCGCGCACCAGAUGCGGUAAAAUCAUUCGGCCAUCGCUACUUGACAGAUAAAAGUAUGAUUCUCGUAAGCCUGGGAACAAUGGAUAUGAGAAAGACCGCAGAUCCUGUUAGCCUUGAACGGAUUCCCAUGGCAGAGGCCCAUCUGACACAGCUCGAUACCGCGCUUUCAAUCGUUGUCUCUGCAAGUGGCGCGCAAGGUGAACCGCAGAUAAUUGAUUUGCCUGUCCAAGACAACAUCUCAACAGAGCCAAUAGUCUUCCAUACCGCAGACUCCAGCAAAACCAAAAUUGUCUUCGACUUGGUACCUACAUACGCAGGCUCUAAAGAUCAAGUUUUCGGUCGUGGCGUAGCUUUGUUGUCUAGUUUCAAGCCAACUGUUGGGUCAAGCCGAUCCAACCUGCAGGGAGACUUUGUGGUUCCACUCAUAGCGGCGAAGACCCUUGAGAUUAUCGGCUCCGUGACUUUCAAUUUUCUUGUUAUUACACCCUUCAGCCAUCCCAAGAUGUCGAUUACAGAAGAACAAACAUAUUGGAAGAGCGUUACAUCGCCUAUGGUCAUCGGUCAUCGAGGUCUCGGAAAGAAUAUUGCCGGGCGCCAUUCUUUGCAAUUGGGAGAAAAUACUGUCCAGUCUUUUAUCGCGGCUGCAAACUUGGGUGCUUCAUAUGUUGAGUUCGAUGUUCAACUAACUAAGGAUCAUGUUCCCGUUAUUUAUCAUGACUUCCUUGUUAGUGAGACAGGAAUUGAUGCACCUGUUCAUACCCUUACAUUGGAACAGUUCCUCCACAUCAGUGAUGGCCGGAAACCAGCCGUAAAGCAGUCUUCCAACCAUAGCGGAACGCCAAACUCAGAAGAUGGAUUUCCACGUCUCUUGCAGACGCGACCACGAUCCAUGUCAGUCGGUGAAGAACUCGAUGUUCCAAAUCUUAGUGAAAGAAUGAAGCAUACCAGAGACUUUAAAAAGAAGGGUUUUAAAGGGAACUCGCGUGGCGACCACAUACAAGCUCCUUUUGCAACUCUUGAGGAGCUCUUCAAAGAGCUACCAAAAUCUGCUGGGUUCAAUAUGGAAUUGAAAUAUCCCAUGCUUCAUGAAAGUGAAGAGGAAGAAAUGGACACAUAUGCCGUGGAACUAAACUCCUUCGUCGACAAUGUUCUUCGUAUAGUCUAUGACUAUGGUGAAGGAAGAAACAUGAUCUUCUCAUCUUUCAACCCAGACAUUUGUCUCCUCCUUUCUUUCAAACAACCUUCCAUUCCCGUUCUCUUCCUUACAGACUCCGGAGUGAGCCCCGUUGCCGAUAUUAGAGCCAGCAGUCUCCAGGAGGCUAUUCGGUUUGCCUCUAGGUGGAACCUGCUAGGAAUCGUUACAAAUGCUGAGCCAUUGGUGCUAAGCCCCAGGCUUGUCAAAGUUGUAAAGGAGUCAGGUUUGGUAUGCGUUUCUUACGGAACCAUAAACAAUGAUCCAGCCAAUGUCAAGGUAUUUUCAUUUCCAGGUGUCAAUUUCCACCCCCUAUUCAAGCUGUCCCGCUGCUUACCACAAUUGUGUCUGUAG
Messenger RNA from Trichophyton rubrum CBS 118892, 2955 nucleotides. RefSeq lists its product as uncharacterized. The record is from RefSeq and is a predicted model, not a curated record. Bases 1 to 2955 code for a protein of 984 amino acids. Gene Ontology annotation, molecular function: protein binding; glycerophosphocholine phosphodiesterase activity. The transcript has 7 exons. Lineage: Eukaryota; Fungi; Ascomycota; Eurotiomycetes; Onygenales; Arthrodermataceae. Gene Ontology annotation, biological process: glycerophospholipid catabolic process.